UCAGUUCUCUGUUCCAGCCCUAGAAGUGCUCUCAGUAUCAGAUGCAGCCAGGCAGGUCUUCAUCUGUUUUAACCACCUGUGGAGAAUCAGGCAAGAACCUCCUGCUGACCAAAGAAGGUGACUAACUAAGCUUCAAAAGGAGGAUAAGUCUUUCCCUUCAAAAUGUCAAAGCAGCCAGCUUCAAACGUCAGAUCUAUUCAGGCUAAUAUCAACAUCCCAAUGGGAGCACUCUUACCUGGGGCAGGUCAACCACCUAAAAGGAAAGAAUUUACUGAACCUGAAGAGUCUCUCCCAGCUACAUCAGAGGAGGAAAAGAAAAAGACUCUUCUAGGUGCCAAGAAGCUACCAGGUCCUGCUGUCAACCUGUCAGAGAUCCAGAGUAUAAAGAGUGAGCUGAAAUUUGUCCCCAGAGCUGAACAGUAAUAAAAUGAAAAAGUCUACCAAGAUGCUAAAGAGAUGCUAAAGAGAUUUUAAUGAAGACAGAUAAUUGAAGCAAUUUAUAUAUUUAUAAGAAGAUGGCAAAUGUCCUUGGGUACAAGAUAUUCUAUAAAAUAUAUUUGCAUAGUUGUAUCAGCUUUCUUUUUAUCUAUUUUGCUUAAUAAAGAGUACAUGGAUGGUAUAAGCACAAAAAUAGGUGUACAUGUGUGAGAAUGACUUUGACCAUAUAAGCAGGGAUAAAUGUAGUAAAAUUUUAAAAUAAAAUUGAAAUAAAUCAUUUUCCAGAAAAAA
Messenger RNA from Sphaerodactylus townsendi, 729 nucleotides. It is a transcript of the gene SMPX, whose product is annotated as small muscle protein X-linked. Lineage: Eukaryota; Metazoa; Chordata; Lepidosauria; Squamata; Sphaerodactylidae. The record is from RefSeq and is a predicted model, not a curated record. The transcript is spliced from 5 exons. Bases 163 to 423 code for a protein of 86 amino acids. Gene Ontology annotation, cellular component: muscle tendon junction; costamere; M band.